Messenger RNA from Daucus carota subsp. sativus, 1249 nucleotides. RefSeq names its product metalloendoproteinase 2-MMP. Gene Ontology annotation, cellular component: extracellular matrix. Bases 42 to 983 code for a protein of 313 amino acids. Gene Ontology annotation, molecular function: metalloendopeptidase activity; zinc ion binding. Lineage: Eukaryota; Viridiplantae; Streptophyta; Magnoliopsida; Apiales; Apiaceae. The transcript has a single exon. Gene Ontology annotation, biological process: extracellular matrix organization; proteolysis; collagen catabolic process. The record is from RefSeq and is a predicted model, not a curated record.
ACGGUGGUAGCUAGCUUGUUACUUCUGCUUUCCAAACACAUAUGGCACAAAAAAUUCAGCUCGUACCAUUCAUUUCUCUCUUCUUCCUCCUCCUUGUUCCGAUUUACUCAAAAAACCCUACGGCUCAGAAGCCACAACCUUUCGGGUUUCUGAAGCCUCUUCAAGGAUGCAGAAAAGGGGAAAAUCUAGCAGGCCUUCGUGAUCUAAAACAAUAUCUGAACAAAUUCGGAUACCUAAACUAUAAUUCUUCGAAAGCACACGAUAAUGACGAGUUUGAUGAGUUUCUUGAGGCUGCUAUGAAGACCUACCAGGCCAACUACAAUCUCAAGGUCACGGGAACACUAGAUUUCGAAACAUUUUCAAAGAUGGCGAUGCCGCGGUGCGGAGUGCCUGAUGUAAUCAAUGGAACCAACAGCAUGCGAAGAAACAAAAAAAGACACCGUCAAAAUAACCACCACAGUCGUCCUAAGAAACUCCACACAGUCUCGCAUUAUAAUUUCUUCCCAGGCUUCCCGAGAUGGCCCGUAGGCAAGACUCAUCUUACCUACUGGUUCGAUCUCGGCACGACUCAUCCAGAUGCUAUCCCGGCUUUCGCGAGAGCAUUCGCGAAAUGGAGUUCGUACACGCAAUAUUUCACUUUCGAAGAAACUGAAGAGUAUGAGGAGGCCGAUAUCACAAUCGGGUUCGAAAGUGGUGAGCAUGGGGAUGGUUUCUCGUUUGAUGGACAAGGUGGAAUUCUUGCUCAUGCUUUUGCACCGACAAGCGGAAUGCUUCAUUGUGAUGCGGAUGACUUGUGGUCUAUAGGCGCUCUUCCGGAUUAUACUGAUUUGGAGACGGUGGCUUUGCAUGAAAUCGGGCACCUUCUCGGACUUGAUCAUAGCUCGGUGGAAGAUGCGAUCAUGUAUCCCACUAUUACUCCGGGAACUGUUAAAGAUUUACAUGCUGAUGAUGUUCAAGGAAUCAAAGCGUUGUAUAACAUCUAGACCCGUUUAUUGUGAUUUCGAACUUUUGGCGCCAUCUAUUCCGACAGCCAAAAUCCGUCAGAAAGACUGCUCACUUUUGAUUGAAUUUAGUUCUAAGAACAUGUCGGGAAAAAGCUAAAAUCUGACGUGAGAUUGGAUGGUGAGAGAUUUGGGUCGGUGAAAUUUUACUUGCAUAAUUGCACGAUUGCUUAUAAUGUUGUAUUUGACUACCUGUACUUGUGGCUGUAAGAUGAAGCUUUUAAAGAUAUAAUUAUGAUUUUUAAGUA